AAGGCAUUUGAAUCUGACUCUGAUCUGAUCAGAUCUCUUAAACGAUCCUGACUCAAGAGACUGGAUACCAAAACUGACACCGUUUUAUGCAGACAAUGGCGUGUUUUAUUGUCGCGCUCGGUCAAAUCGUUUUAUUUGGAUUCAUCGCAGGAGCAAAAGGCAAAGCUUGUGACAUAUACGCUUCUGUCGGGGAGAGCGUGACUCUGUCUUUUGAUUAUGAAGGACUGACAAAGUCACAUUUUUUGAGAUGGACUCAUAACUCCACCAUUGUUUUCUUCAGAGCACAAAAUAGUGUGAAACCUGGAAAACCAGAAGACAUCACUCCAACUGGAUCUCUGCUGCUGAAGAGUGUAAAGCUGCAAAGUUCAGGAACUUAUCAAGCAAACGCCAUGUAUUCUAACGGUACCAUGGAUAAAACCUGGACUGCUCAGCUCUGUGUGAUGGAAAAUGUACCAAAACCUCGAGUCAAUUAUAGCUGCGGCACCAACGUCAUUAAGCUUAAUUGUGAAGUCUCCAUGUCAGAUGGUGUGUUUUUCUCCUGGACGCGAGAUAAAAAGCUCUUACCAAGUGAAACAAGACAAACUCUCAGCAUAUCACUGAGUGACUUAAAAGAAGACAUCGACUUUUCCUGCUCGGUGGCAAACAAAGUGAGUGCGAAGAGCAGCGACACAGUUCGGCCAACAUGCACAGCCCCAAUGGUUUACUUUAAAACCAAAACUGUUCUGGGAGUCCUGGCAGGAGGAGCAGGUUUGAUUUUUCUUUUGCUCGUCAUUAUUGUGGUCUUAUGCCGCUCACUCAGACGCGCCAAAUCUAGCAUGCAGCUCAGUGACAGAGUGGAGUUCAAGAAGCGAGAGGCGGAGUCCAUCCCAGAGUAUGAGAACAUACACAAUGUGGAGACUUAUUCAUCCCCAAGUCCACAGCCUUCACCAAGGGCCUGUUACCAGAAUAUCUCCAAGCUGGAUGUUGGGACUGACAGUAAGUCUCCACAGCUGUCCACAGCUACCGAGGGACAACAAGUGUCUCCUGUGCCGAAGCCGAGGACAAAGCAUGCCAAGACACAAAACAUCUGAGUUUAAAGGCCUCAGAUGUUUUGUGGUAUUGUGUGAAAAAGAAAGUGAGAAAAUGUUCUUGGAGAGACCGUGGGACUGUUUACAUUGAAAGAUUUCAGUUGUAAUAUGGUGUGAAGACUUUUUAUUGAACUAGUUUGAUUUUCUGAACUUCUCGUUCAAUAUUUCCUCUAAAAACUUACUUGUGGUGAAAAGCUGCCACCACCAUGUUUCACUGCAGCAUUGCUGGUGUGUUUGACUUUCUGGAUUACAGAUUUAUACUUUAUACGCACAGCAGCUGCAACACAAGAGAUCUUUGUGAGGAUCUGAAACUGGCUGGAUUAGCCGGAGAACUCAUGGAUCAAUUUCAUGUAAAUAAAAAUAAGGUACAUUAGAAGGGGUUCUGCUAUGACUGUAAUUUUUUCUGUAACUUAUAAUUUCUUUUAACUCUGAUUUGUUGAAUGAAAGUUUGUUUUGCACAA
Molecule: messenger RNA, 1528 nt
Organism: Poeciliopsis prolifica (blackstripe livebearer)
Lineage: Eukaryota; Metazoa; Chordata; Actinopteri; Cyprinodontiformes; Poeciliidae
Exons: 1
Coding region: 87-1070 (327 amino acids)
Source: RefSeq, a predicted model, not a curated record